AUGAUUGGCUUAUUUCAAACAAGUGGACUAGCUCAAAUCAUUUUGGUGUUACUGGCCGAAUUAGCAUUGAUGGUUGGACUCCUGAUAAAAUUACCUUUUGCAGACAAUCAAGUUAAUUUCUUUCAUACCGUGAUUGGGUUCAUUCGAAUUGUAGUCCUGUCCUUGAAUAUCGCCUACCUUCCUAACGUCAUGGCAACGGCAUCUGUAAAACAAUACGUGGGGUAUGCACAGAUGGCCAUCCAUUGCUUUGCAUUCUUUUUAUUGUUGGUGUUACAAAUAAAGAACUUGGUGACAAUCGCUACUGGGCUUGGCGAUGAUGAAUUGGACGAGACCGGAAAGCCACCUGCACGCAUGGCCAUGUGGAGAAAAAUAAAGCGACCCCCUCAUCAGCUUCAUGUCACCAGUACAGCUACUCUCAUGACAGCCGCCAGUCGCUCACAAAACCCUAGCUUCUACAUGACAAACAGCAACCGUAAUUCGAAUCGUCUCACUGUGGAUUCGCAGACCAUUGAUGCUUUUACGAAUUACUAUGGUCAAAAUAGUAGUGCAACAACAUCGCAUGCGGUAUUGAAACCCGAUGAA
Mucor mucedo is the source of this 582-nucleotide messenger RNA. RefSeq lists its product as uncharacterized. Gene Ontology annotation, biological process: transmembrane transport. The record is from RefSeq and is a predicted model, not a curated record. The annotation marks the transcript as partial. The transcript has a single exon. NCBI's taxonomy places the organism in Eukaryota, Fungi, Mucoromycota, Mucoromycetes, Mucorales, Mucoraceae.